CCUUACCUGGUUGCCAGGAAGAAUGUGGAAAUGUAACCAUACCUUACCCAUUUGGAAUUGGAGAAGGAUGCUUCAUGGGUACUGAUGAUAGUUAUCUUAUAACAUGUGAGGCCAAGAAUGGCAGAAGCCUCAAACCUUACCAAGGAACUGGACCCAUUGAGGUCCUAGAGAUGUCACUGGAAGGGCCAGCUAUAUUCAAUAGUAGCUUUCAUGCUUAUCAGUGUUUCAGUUCAAGUGGAGAAAACACAAAUUGGCAAAACUACUGGAUUGAUAUGAGAGCUUCACCUUUCAGGUUCUCAGUGACUCGAAACAAGUUUACAGCGAUUGGAUGCGACACCUUGGCUACUAUAAGUGAGUAUGUGGCUCAAGACUUCAUGAGUGGGUGUGUUUCUGUGUGCAGUGACUUGGGGAAUGUGAAGAACGGGUCUUGCUCUGGAAUUGGUUGUUGCCAGACUUCAAUCCCUCUCAACCUCAAACGUUUUAAUGUGACUAUUGGGAGUGCAUACAACCACACUAAGAUCUGGCGGUCUAACCCUUGUAGUUUUGCUUUCUUGGCUGAUCAAGACUGGUUCACCUUCAAAUUAUCAGAUUUCUCUGCUGAUCGCUUUGUCAGUUCAACUAUUCCUGUGGUGAUGGAUUGGGCGAUUGGGAACCAAACAUGUGAAGUAGCAGUUGGUGACACACAGUCGUAUGCUUGUGGCCCAAAUAGCUAUUGCUCUAAUUCCACCAAUGGUCCUGGCUAUCGGUGUUUCUGCAAUGAUGGUUUUCAAGGGAACCCUUAUCUCUCUCAAGGAUGCCAAGACAUAAAUGAAUGUGAGAAGGGUUACAAUAAUUCUUGCUAUCUAAGUGCUAUUUGUACCAACACUUUCGGGAGUUACACCUGUUCUUGUCCACGAGGCGACCAUGGUGAUGGCUGGGUAAAUGGCACUCGUUGUACCCACGAUCCGAAAUCUUUUCCAUUGAUAAGCAUUAUUUUAGGUAUUGGGCUAAGCAUUAUAUUUCUACUUGUUUGCAUUUAUUUUUCAUAUUGGGCAAUCAAGAGAAGAAGACUUAUCAAACUCAAAGAAAAAUUCUUCCAAGAAAAUGGGGGUUUACUAUUGCAACAACAAAUAGCUUCGCAUAAAGGUGGUGCAAAAAUUGCCAAGAUUUUCACUGAAGAAGAGCUAAAAAAGGCCACCAACAACUUCCAUGCGAGUCGAAUACUUGGUGAAGGAGGGCAUGGUACAGUUUUCAAAGGAAUAUUAUUGGGUGGCAAAGAAGUGGCAAUUAAGAAAUCCAAAAUAAUGGAUAAAGGUCAGAUUAUAGAGUUCAUAAAUGAGGUUGAUAUCCUUUCCCAAAUAAAUCAUAGAAAUGUGGUAAAGAUCUUGGGAUGUUGCUUAGAGACACAGGUUCCAAUGUUAGUUUAUGAAUUCAUCUCUCACGGAACCCUCUUUCAACAUAUCCAUAAUGAGAAUCAGGCAGUGUCUAUUUCAUGGGGAAACCGUUUAAGAAUUGCCACUGAAACAGCUGGUGCACUAGGGUAUUUGCACUCUGCCCAUUCAAUACCAAUCCUUCAUAGGGAUGUCAAGUCUUGCAAUAUACUACUAGAUGAUAAUUACACAGCAAAAGUAUCUGAUUUCGGGGCUUCAAGAUUGGUUCCUUCUGAUCAAACUCAAAUGAUGACAUUAGUUCAAGGGACCUUAGGGUACUUAGACCCAGAAUGCUUUCAAACAGGUCAACUAACUGACAAAAGUGAUGUUUAUAGCUUUGGUGUUGUUCUUGCAGAGCUCUUGACUGGGCUAAAGCCACUUCCACCUGAAGGAUUUGGGGAACAUAAAAGCCUGGUGAUGCAUUUUAUUUCUUCAUUGGAAGACAAUAAACUUCUUCAUAUUCUUGAUGUCCGAGUGGCAAAUGAGAGAAAUAAAGAGCAGUUUUUAUCAGUUGCUGAGAUUGCAAGAAAAUGCUUAAAUAUUAAAGGGGAAGAUAGGCCAACAAUGAAAGAAGUUGCAACAGAGCUUGAAUCCUUGAGAAUAUUCUAUGAACACACAUGGUCACAACAUGAAUAUGGGGUAACUGAACACUUUUGUGGAUGAACCAUCAAUAAAUUCCAGUCACUGCAACUGCUCAAGAAACUCUAGGGAAUAUUGUCUUGCUAUCAUUACUGAAUGGUUGUUGAUUUUUUAGCUAAUUAUCAUUGCGAAAAUAA
This is a messenger RNA of Macadamia integrifolia, 2185 nucleotides long. Its product is annotated as wall-associated receptor kinase 5-like. Gene Ontology annotation, cellular component: plasma membrane. The record is from RefSeq and is a predicted model, not a curated record. NCBI's taxonomy places the organism in Eukaryota, Viridiplantae, Streptophyta, Magnoliopsida, Proteales, Proteaceae. The transcript has 3 exons. The coding region runs from base 75 to 2072 and encodes 665 amino acids. Gene Ontology annotation, molecular function: protein serine/threonine kinase activity; ATP binding; calcium ion binding. Gene Ontology annotation, biological process: protein phosphorylation; cell surface receptor signaling pathway.